This is a messenger RNA of Camellia sinensis, 1019 nucleotides long. Its product is annotated as endo-1,3;1,4-beta-D-glucanase. The record is from RefSeq and is a predicted model, not a curated record. Gene Ontology annotation, molecular function: hydrolase activity. Lineage: Eukaryota; Viridiplantae; Streptophyta; Magnoliopsida; Ericales; Theaceae.
AAACAGCACCUAACACAUACAAUGUACCUACAGUUGCUGUGAUUAGCUAAAUUGUUAUUUGGAGAGUGAAAAUUGAUAUGGUAAGCGCUCAGUGCUGCGAGAAUGCUCCGACCCUUCUCGCCUCAAGUUGUGGAGCAGGACAUGUGGAGGACUUUGGAGGCCUCAAGACCUACAUUUCUGGUUCCCCUCAUUCAAAGCUUGGGAUCCUUCUUGUCUCCGAUGUUUAUGGAUAUGAGGCUCCCAACUUGAGGAAGCUUGCUGACAAAGUUGCAGCUGUUGGAUUCUUUGUGGUUGUUCCAGACUUCUUCCAUGGAGAACCCCUUAUACCUAACAAUCCUGAUAGGCCUUUCCAAGCUUGGAUAAAGGAUCAUUCAGCGGAAAAAGCAUCUGAAGAUGCAAAACCAGUGAUUGAAGCUCUAAAAAAGAAGGGUGUAUCCAAAAUUGGAGUUGCAGCCUUCUGUUGGGGUGCCAAGGUUGCUGUGAUACUAGCCAAGCAUGCUUGUAUCAAUGCCGCAGUGCUGUUACAUCCAUCAUUUGUUACAUUGGAUGACAUCCAGGGGGUUGAGGUUCCAAUUUCAAUACUGGGAGCUGAAAUUGACCAACUUUCUCCACCAGAACUCUUGGAACAAUUUGAUCAGGUCUUGAAGGCUAAAAAUGAGGUUGAUGCAUUUGUGAAGAUAUAUCCCGGGGUUUCACAUGGGUGGACUGUGAAGUACAAUAGUGAGGAUGCAGAGGCUGCGAAGCGUGCAGAGGAGGCACACAAGGAUAUGUUGGAUUGGUUUGUCAAGUAUAUAUGUUAGCUGAGAAAAUUUCCAAACUAUGAAAUAAUUUGAUGUGUUCAGACUAUCUUAGUUGCUAAUAAUGUCUAAGUCAUCGCCACCAUGUAUGGAUUAGAGUAUACAAACUCUUCUCUUUCAGCUGAAAAAAAGUAAGUUUUUGUUUUGUUUUGUUUUGUUUUAUUUUUAUGCAAGGAAUUUGUUUAGUAGGUUAUGAGCUAUGAACACUGUGGUUGGGGUUGA